This is a messenger RNA of Ciona intestinalis (vase tunicate), 3278 nucleotides long. Lineage: Eukaryota; Metazoa; Chordata; Ascidiacea; Phlebobranchia; Cionidae. The record is from RefSeq and is a predicted model, not a curated record.
UUGCAUUAUAUAUUAUAAAUAAACACAGAGCUGGAAAAUGUGCUAUUGUUUUAUUGCAGUCACGUUGGAAUAUUUUAGACAAAGUUUUAUUGGAUUUUCAACACAAACCACCAAUCAUGCUGGUGCAAAAUCAGCAUGUGUUAAAUUGGGUGGUCACCUUGCAAUUAUACCAGAUGCAGAUACUCAAACCUUCAUUCAAACCAAAGGAGCUGCUUACAAGAGUGCAGGAAAAUGGAUGACAAGCAACAAUGAAGCCUACAUUGAUGCAGUAAAGACAUCAGAUGGAACUGGUUGGGAAUGGAGCACAACACAAGACAAGUUUUAUUUUGGCACUGCUCAGCACAGAAAUGGGUCUGAUGUUAAUAAUGGAAAGUACAGCAACUGGCAUUUCUACCAGCCAAAUAUUGGAAAAUAUUCAGUGGUUGGAUCUAAUCUAGGAGUAUAUGCAUGGAGCUGGAAAUCUGUCUCAGCCUUAACUAUGGCUCACUAUAUUUGUCAGAUUAAAGUCACAAUGGAGUAUUACAAGGGAAGUUAUUUCACAUUUUCUCCACUUACUGCAAAUCAUACUGGUGCAAAAUCUGCAUGUGUUGGAUUGGGUGGUCACCUUGCAAUUAUACCAAAUAAUGAAACUCAAAUCUUUAUUCAAACUAAAGGAGCUGCUUACAAGAGUGCAGGAAAAUGGAUGACAAACAAUCUUUAUGCUUACAUUGAUGCAGUGAAGACAUCAGAUGGAACUGGUUGGGAAUGGAGCACAACACAUGACAAGUUUUAUUUUAAAACAACUAACCGUGGAAUUAGUGGUCCAUUCAUUGUUAAUGGAAAAUACAACAACUGGCAUAUUUACUUUCCAAACAUUGGUAACUAUGGAAUGACAAGCUCAUUCCCUGAUGCAAAUAUUUGGAGGUGGAGAUCAACCAAACCCUCAUUUAAUGCUCACUAUAUUUGUCAAAUUAAUGUAAAAAGCACGUCACUGGUUGCAUCCAAAUCUACUUUAAAUGUAAAGUACGGAGAAGAUUCUGUUCUUUGUUCAUCAAAUGCCAACCCUGGACCUCCUGUCUCAUGGAAAAUAAACUCACAAGAUGUUUCAACAAACACAAGUGAACGAGUUUAUCAAAUAAUUACACAACCUACACUGGAUGGGAAUUCUACAUCACGUUUGUAUUUAACUCGUGGUUUACAUCAGAAUUCUGGUGUUUAUACUUGCAAUGCUACUUCCCUUGACCAAUCUGCAGUAACUACUGUCACAAUUGAAAAGCGACCAAGGUUAUUGGAAAGUAAAUUAGAGACAUCAACAUACACUUGCAUAUUUAUCGGUGAAACUUCACCCACUGUUCAUUGGAAUGCAAAUGGUGUCACAGUUGAACAAGGAAUCUCAUUCAUAAACAACACAGUGUUAAAUACACAUCAAGUAUCAAGCCAAAUUACAAACUUGUUAAUAUUUGGAAGUACAGAUGUUGUUUCAUGCUGGGCAAAUACUUCAGAUGGUUCUUCAAACAUGAUAUCAAAAAUUGGAUUUUCAGAUUCUCCAAGCUCAGCAGUCACUUCUUCACCUGGUGGUUGCCAUGGUAACCAACUGCAAGUUAAUUGGACAGAUAUUACCAAAACCAGUGGUAACAUUGUAUACAAUGUAAGCAUCACCAAUUCAAGUCAAACUUACAUGAAAACUCUCACUCAAACAUCAACAAGUGACAACAAAUAUUCAAUCACUUUUGAUAACUUAACACCAAGAACAGAAUAUACCAUCAAGGUGAAUUUGUUUCCAAAGUAUUCCAAAAAAAUUGACCAAAUAGUUGGAAGAACAACUGGUGUAAAACCAAGUAUUUUGUCAGCAAGUGCAAAUUUGGAUUCCAGUAAAACAUUUUGUUUAAUAUCGUGGGUUAAAGGACCAGAAACUGGAAUAAUUGGAUCUAAAAUUGUUGUAACAAGUAGCUUACACAAGAAAGCACCAGGUGUGCCAGACGUUGUAACUAAUGAAACACAUAUACCACCAAGUGAUACUUAUUCGUACCUGCUUAAAACAAAACCAAAUCGUAAACAUGUCAUUACAAUCGCUGCUAAGACUUGUUCUGAAGUUGGUUUGUAUAUUGUAGCAACAGGACAUUGUAUAUCACAAGUACAAGCCCCUGCCAGUAUACCAACCCCCACAACAGUUGGAAGUUCUGCAAGUACCUUACAUAUACAAGUAAGCAAGGCCGAUGAAACUGACGGACCAAUCAGUUGUUAUCUUGUCAUUGGUGGUAAAGAAGGAAGCAACGUUUAUAGAGAUUCCUAUACAUGGAUGGAAAUAGAAAACAUAAUCACAAACUCUAAGUCUUCUACAUAUUGUGCUGCAGUUUUACCUAGGUUUAUUGAAACAAACAAACAAGUUGGAUUAUCCACCACUACAGCAACACAAUGCAAAGUGAAUACAUCUUAUGCUAUAAGCUGUACCAACAAAUUGUUGACCAAUGGAGCCAAGUACAAAUUUCAGGUUGUCAGUUUAACUUUAGCUGAUGGAGUUUACUUGACACAAACUAGUCAACCAAUUGUUACAACCCCGCUUAUAAAUAAGCCAACAAGUUUUAAUACACUCAUAAUAGCAGUUGUGGUGGUUGCAGUGUGCAUGUUGAUAGCUUUGGCAGCAGCUGUUUAUUUCUACAGAAAACAAAGGAAUGUGCUUCUGAAACAAGGCAGAUCUCAAAAUGUUCAUUUUGUUCAGAAUAAAGGGGGUGUGCAACAAGAUAAUACAAAUUAUGAAGGUGCAUACAGCAACUUAGAAGUUGAUCAGAAACUAAAAAUGGACAACUCGACUUAUUUAUCCCCANUAAAGAAUCUUCCUGCCAAUCAAGAAUCAAAUGCUUAUGAAGAAUUCAAAGUUCAAAGUACUUAAAAGUUGUGGUUGUUGCCGUGGUUAUCGUUAGUUCUCCAUAGCAGAAACAGUAUACACCUGUGUAAAGUUAUGAGCCAAUGUUAUGCCAAAGAUUGGUUUUAAACUCUUUGGUUUGCACUUAUUGAAACACUGGAGUAAAGUGAAUCUGAAAAGCAAUGUUAUGCAAAGAAAACAUUGUUAUAGACUAUAUAUAUAUUUUAUUUCUUUUUUUAUUGAUGAUGUAUUUAUUAUUUUUUUAAAUUAUUGUAUAUUAUUGAUUCAUUAUCCGUGAAAAACACAAUUAUGUUAACAGAGUGUUUUCAUUCAUACACUACCGGUGUGGAAUAAGUGAAAAUUAGGGCUAGCUAAAAAAGUGGUUCUUUUAAUCUUUUUUCGUCGAAGGUAACAAAACAAUAAAACAACACUGCGC